AUGGCAGUUUUGAGAGUGAAAUUUACCAAAACCAAGAGGGACAAACUAGCCCAGGUUUUAUGGCUCCUGAACUGGUUCUCAGUCGUGGCAGGGGCCAUCCUUUUCAGCUUGGGCGUCUUUCUGAAGGUGGAGCUGAACAAGCGAGAGGAAAUGAUGGCUGACAGGGACAUUCAUUAUGUACCCAACAUGCUGAUUGCUGUGGGCCUUAUCGCCUGUGCCAUAAACUUCCUGGGAGGGAAGAUCUGCUACGACUGUGUGGACACCAACAAGUUCAUGCGCUGGAAGCUGAUUCUGCUGCCCUACAUCAUAUGCACCUUCUUCUUCACCUUCUGCAUUCUGGUGGGGGCACUGAUGUGUUAUACCAUGCAUGGGGAGCUUGAGGAGUCCCUAAACCAGGGGCUGGCAAAGGCCAUGAAGUUCUAUAAGGACACAGACAUGCCGGGACGAUGCUUCCUGAAGCGCACAGUGGACAUACUGCAGAUGGAGUUCCAGUGCUGUGGGAACAAUGGGUACAGAGACUGGUUUCAAAUCCAGUGGAUUAGCAACAGAUACUUGGAUAUGACCCACAAAGCGGUGAUUGAGUAAGUGUAAACUGAAGAAGGAUCUUGGUUUAGUAAAGUGUAGGUUCACAUUGAAUACACACUAGACAAGGACUGUUUCAAAAAUCCUCGUCCUUAAAAGAUCAUACACUCAGACCCUGAUCUUCCUCUUUUCCCUGUUUUUUAGUCGGUUUAGAAGUAAUGUGGAGGGAAAGUACCUGAUGGAUGGCGUCCCCUUCAGCUGCUGUAACACCAAUUCCCCAAGGCCCUGCAUCCAACAACAGAUCAGCAAUAACUCAGCUCAUUUUAACUACGAGCACCAGACAGAGGAGCUCAACCUGUGGAUGAAGGGCUGCCGCCAGGUGCUGCUGGAGUAUUACACCUACAUCAUGCAGUCCAUCGGCCUUACCGUCCUCAUCAUAUGGCUUUUCGAGGUGAGGGGCUGCAGACAACUUAUAACAACAGUUUUUGAUAGUAGACCAUCACAAUCUGGGGCACUGACCUCUGUGGGGAUGGCAGGGUAGUUGACCCCAAGGUUUGAGGUUUAUUUCCACUAACCAGAUCUGCUUGAGUUUUUUAUAUAAAAGAAUCCAGCAAAUGUUUUAUAUUUUAAUACAGCUUUAGGAACAUUUAAAUUUGCUGAUCUUUCUUCUCUAAAGACUCAAAAAGAAGUUUGUCCAAAAAUACCAAAAAAAAACAAACUUUCCGCAGUGAAAUGUAAAGACCAGCUUGUUGAAACACAACCCAUGCAGGUGAUUUCAACAAAAGUACUGCCUUAUACAGAUAAUGGCCAGUCAUGAUUAAGGAUUUCAGGGCCGUGGCCACCUUUGGCUCUGCCACUGCUGUAUCAGUCCAUUUGUGGGAUUUGAGUUUCUAAAGAAGUGGCAGUAGCCCAGCUGAAAAAAAAAAGUGCAUUUUAGUUGUUCACCUGAAACAACGGCACUGACAUGAGAGAAGUCUUCAAACUGUAGCGGCAAAAGGAAAAAAGUGACAUUUCCUGAGACGGAUUUUGCCUUUUUAGUUCUGAGAUUCUGAGACUGAUCGAUGUGUCUGGUUUCAGCUGUCGGUGUUGACAGGGGUCCGUUUCCUGCAGACCUCCCUGGAAAAUGUGGUGAAACAGGGGGACCCUGACUCCGAGUCUGACGGCUGGCUCCUGGAAAACAGCUUUAUGGAAACGGCCCGCAUGAACCUGAACAUCAUCAAGAGCCUCGGCAAGAGCAACCAAAUAGACAGUGGCAACAACGGAGACCCCAACAUUAAUGUUCCUGCUACCUCCAAAGCCAACUAUGGGCCAGACAACGUGCCACCAAAACCAGUCUCUGAAGCCAGCUGAUAGAGCAGUACACCUCAGGGAACAGCAAGAGGCCUUCAUCAGGACUCCAGAAACAGUUGCUCUUUUUAUAUGAGAUGUUGCCUUUUUGACUCUAACAACUACCAAUUCACCAAAGUCUUUCCAUAAACUGUCCUUUUGCUAUUGUUGACAGUACUUUUGAAAUUAUUGAUAACCAUUAAUGCACAUUUUCACAUAUACAUCCAUAUUUAUGUGUACUGUCAUCUGUUGUUUACAAAUGAUAUCUUGUUGCAUGUGAAUCAAGUGGUUUUCCAACAAAAUUCUGCUGCUGGAGUCAAAAUGAUACUGAAGGACUUACGAAAAUGCAGUAAGAGAUUUGAUAAUUGAUAGUUUAUAAACUGAAUUCUAGGAUAAGUCAGCUUCUAGCUACAUAUAUCUUGCAGUACAAAAGCGAGCAGAACAUGAUGAAUUAUUAAAUUAGUUUGUGGUUUUCUCAUUAGGUCUUGUAUAGAAGUAAUGAUGGCAAAUUUUAGGGUAAAUUCAGUCUGCUGUUGCUCUUACAUUAGUAAUGAGCACAUCAUCGGUCAGACAAUAUACUUAUUACACACAAAAAGUACCAGAGUCUUAUGUGCCUCGGCAAUGUGAUGAUUUAUGACUAUUUCCAAUUUUUUUUUUAGAAUUAUGAAGGAUGAAUGAUCUGAACAAACAAUAAUUAGCAGGGACCAUUUUCAAGGUUUAAAAUUUUUAGUUUGUAAGACUUCAAAUUCAAAGUUUUAUUAUUCAGGAAUUGUAAAUUACUUCUACUGAG
This is a messenger RNA of Xyrichtys novacula (pearly razorfish), 2638 nucleotides long. Lineage: Eukaryota; Metazoa; Chordata; Actinopteri; Labriformes; Labridae. The record is from the annotation of a GenBank genome assembly.